CAACUCCCUGGGAGGCAGGCGCAGCCGACUGGCGGGUGUUGAGAACCGAGCGGCGGCGAGCAGGCGGCAGGCAAUUCCCGCGUGUCUGCAGGACCCCGGUGGCCGCAGCGGGCGCCAAGCAGCUUUAAGAAGAAGUAGAAAUCACAUCUUCCUGUACUGAAUAGUAAAAGUGAAGUGACUUCCCACACUGCAAAUCAUGGCGCUGCCGUUCCGGAAGGACUUAGAGAAAUACAAGGACCUAGAUGAAGAUGAGCUUCUUGGGAAUCUGUCAGAAGUAGAACUGAAACAACUGGAAACGGUUUUGGAUGAUCUUGACCCUGAGAAUGCCCUUCUGCCUGCAGGGUUCCGUCAGAAGAACCAGACAUCAAAGUCCGCCACAGGGCCCUUUGAUAGGGAACACCUCCUUUCAUAUCUGGAGAAGGAAGCAUUGGAGCAUAAGGACAGGGAAGACUAUGUGCCCUACACUGGAGAAAAAAAAGGGAAAAUAUUUAUCCCCAAACAGAAACCUGUACAGACUUUUACAGAAGAAAACAUAGCUCUGGAUCCAGAGUUAGAAGAAGCUUUGACAAGUGCUUCUGAUACAGAGUUGUCUGACCUUGCAGCUAUUCUUGGAAUGCACAGUUUGAUAACAAAUACGCAGUUUUGCAGUAUAGUGGGAAGUAGUGAUGGUGUUGACCAAGAACAUUUUUCAAAUAUAGUAAAAGGUGAAAAGAUUCUUCCAGUGUUUGAUGAGCCACCAAAUCCAACCAAUGUUGAAGAGAGUUUAAAGAGAAUUAAAGAAGAUGAUGCUCGGCUUGUUGAAGUUAAUUUGAACAACAUCAAGAACAUUCCAGUUCCAACCCUGAAGGAUUUUGCAAAGGCUUUGGAGACCAACACUCAUGUGAAGUACUUCAGUCUUGCUGCCACCCGGAGCAAUGAUCCCGUUGCUGUUGCUUUUGCAGAGAUGCUGAAAGUGAACAAAACUUUGAAGAGCUUAAAUAUGGAGUCCAACUUCAUUACAGGAGCUGGGGUCCUCGCACUGAUUGAUGCUUUAAGAGACAAUGAGACCCUGGCAGAGCUCAAGAUUGACAAUCAGAGGCAACAGUUGGGAACAGCUGUAGAAUUAGAAAUGGCCAAGAUGCUUGAGGAAAAUACAAAUAUUCUUAAAUUUGGAUAUCAGUUUACACAGCAAGGACCCCGAACCAGGGCAGCAAAUGCUAUAACAAAAAACAAUGACUUAGUGCGCAAGAGGCGAGUUGAAGGAGACCACCAGUAAGUCCACCAAUGUGCAACCUUUGGAAGACUUCAGAGGAUCACCAGUAGCCCAUAUUGGUGACAUCUGAUGCAAAAUUUUCCUGGGUACAAGGGAAAAGACUGGAAAUGUUUUUUUGUUUUUUUAAGUAUAUUCAUUAUUUUCCUAGUUUAAGUUGUUACCAGUUUCAAACUGUAAAAUCAAUAGUAGGUGAUACUUUAUAUUUUAAAGCAUUCCCAAUUUGUACUAAUAACAGUUUUAAUUUAGUUUAAUUGAAUGGGCAAACAGAUAAAAUUGUAAAAAAGUUUCGGAAGUCAUUCCUCUUGAAUAACUUGGACAUUUUGAAGGUCAGUCUUUUUUUAAAUCAACAGUAGACAUUGGUAAUUCAAAAUUACGCUCCUCGUAGGCCAAAGGCACUUAGACGCGUUCUUUAUCCCGUAACCUGGAACCUUUUCCAUGUUUUAGAAUACGUGAACUUGGCAAGGGUAUAUUUCUUAUCAAGGACACAAAUUUUGACUCAAAUCUGGUGGCGUGUUCAGGAACCAGAGUGGACCUCCAGGAGAGAACAUAGUCCUCUGCAUUGUGGGUGAUGCACUUGUCUGGUGUGUCUCAGCAACAGCUAGGGUUUGGUUUUGUUUUUCAAUAGUCAUCAGCUCCGAUGGGUUAAAAUAUAGUUGUGUCUAAGUUUGUUGCAGUUUUUCAUUUUAAUGUGGGCAUUAUAAAUUUUCCUAAAAGCUACUGGUAGAAAUUGUCUUAAGUAGAAAAGCUGUUUUCUUCCAAUAAAAAGGCACUUGGCCAAGUCUCAGUUAUUUAGGGUGGGGAAAAAAAAAAAAGCUGCUGUUGAACACAUGAAAUCAAAGAUAAACAUGAUGGAGUUCAAGUGUAAAGAACUUGCAAAAUGGUCCCUUACAUUGAGGGGUACUGUAACUAAACUAGAACGCUGGCACGUGCAUGAGUUACCUGGUGUUGCACAGUGUGGUAAGAAGUUCCGCAUAGGCAGUACAGAACCCCGACUGCACUUUGUCCAUCCAAUCAUGAAAACUGCUAUUCUUCAGAAAUCAGAUUUCAGUAAAUGAUCCUGUCCUUCUUGUACCUUUUCAUCCAUAAUUUCUAUAACAAAAGUGGUCUUUAUCCCCUGAAUAUUAAGGCAGACACUUGAAAGUGUACUGUGGCGGGAGGAGGGUGUGCGACUGUACGCCCAAUGCUGAACAGAGGAUUUGGAUUUAUUUUCGUGCUCUUAUCUCAGGGCAGACCCUGCAGCAGGAGAUGGCAGGGCCUUCACAGCUGCAAAGACAGGAGGAAAGGAUCCAGGAACACUGCCCUCCAGUGUUGAGGCCUAUCUGGGAUCCUUUACAGAAAGAUAUUUUUGAGUAGGAAGGAGGCAGUUUAUUGUAAAUUUUAUAAUGGAAUUGCAAGAAGUCUGCUACGUUGGCUUCAGCCAGUUUAUCUCAUGAGCUACACAAGGUUCUUGUAUACUGUGGUAAGGAGCCGUAACAGGCUAAAGCUUCCUUCAUAAGAACUAUAUUUGUUUUUUUUUUAAAUCAGAAUCCAGUGUUUCAAAUGGGCCAAAGAUUAGCUUUGCACUAUUCCCUUCCAGUUAAAAGUCACUGUUUUUUUUUUUUUUAAAUCAAGUCAGCAAGGCUUCGAUUGCUUGCUUUCUUGCCUACCUGCCUUCCUUCUCGCUCUCUGUAUUUCUGUCCUUCCUUUUUCCCCUUCCUCUCUUUUUCUUCUCAUAUACAACUUUCAAAUUGUACUUGGUUUUAUAGAGAAGAGACUGCAUAGUUCUAGCAAGGCUUGGAGUCAGGCUGGCGGAGUGGCUCAAGUGUAGAGGGCCUGCCUCCCAAGUGUGAGGCCCCGAGUUCAUCCAGUACCACAAAAAAAAAAAAAAAAAGUUUGGAGUCAGGCAUAGAGCAGAUAUCUAAGGCUACCAGAAAUAAGUUGCUACUUAAAAAAAAAAGCAUUGGUCACUUAAUCUUGCUGCCAGGCUUCCUCGUUUGCAUCACCCUGCACAUCACUUGAUGAGUCUGCUUCCCUCCUCCCACAGGUUUUGUCUGAAAAUAAGGUGUGACCCUACGUAGAAUUUGGUAUCAUACUUACGGGAAUAUCUUUUUCAUUUUAUUCUUUAUCAAACUAUGAAUAAGUUGAAUAUUUUGCUUAUACCAUUCUGGUUCUGUGCUGCAAUAUGUAUUUGAAGAAAAGAUUUCUGUAUAAGUAACUUCAAGUCUGAACACUCAUCCAGUUGAAUAUACAGAAUCUUUCAAAGAAUUGCAAUUGUAAGGGAGAAUAACAGUGUUUACUUUGAUCAUUAAAAAUCUUGCACCUCAUAAACUCUUAGUAACUCAGUAUUUCUCACUUGCUCUAAGAUUUUUAUAGUAGAGUGAGUAAAUUAGAGUUUUGAGAUACUCUUUAAUUCUUAAAACCAGAGAUUUGAUUCUUUUUGUUAUUGUUGAGACAGUGUCUCACUAUGUAGUCCAGGCUGGCCUGGAACUUGCUAUUGCUGUGUAUCCUAGGCUGGCCUUGAACUCAUGAUCCUCCUGCCUUAGCCUCCCAAGUGCUUGGAUUCCAGGCAUGUACCACUACACCCAGCCUUAAUCCAGAGACUUUCUAAAACUUUUUUGCAGUCCAACCAAUUUAAACUUAAUCUGGUUAUCUAAGAGAAUAUUCUUUGCAUUUUUAAAUUGCUUUUUUUUAAAAAACUUUUAAUUAUCCAUUUUAUAAAAUUAUGUAUUUAUAUUUGUCUGAAGUCCGAAUUAUUUCUGUAUUUCUGUUAAAUAGUACAUAUUAAAAACUUAGUAUCAGUGCCUAAUAUUAAUACUCUGAAAAUGGAUUUGGGUGCUAUGUACUUGUAGCUAAAGCCUACUAAAUGUCUACAGAAUAAUUAACAUACAUUUUCUAAGGGUGCCUGUCAUUUAAAAGACCAAAUAAACAUUUGUGUUACAUAAAUUAGCAGAUUGUUAGCAAUUUCAAGAAGAAUCAUUUUUGUCAUUAAUGUGAGUAAAGUAACCCACAUUUUUGCUUUGUGUAAAAGGUACAGUCUGGAAAAGUUACAUGUGAAUAACCUUCCAGAAUUGUGCUCCACUUGAUAAAUUCUCUGAUGUUUUCCUUUAAAAGGGGGAUUCCAUGAUAUAAUAAAUUUAUAAAAGGAAAAUGUUUUGAUAAAAUGUUACUCAUGUUCUAUUGUACAUUAUAUUAAUCUUUGUUGCCAUUAAAAUAAGGUGAGAAAAAUUCAUGAAGUUUCAUAAAAUCUUACGCUCCCAGGGCUGCCUCACUUUUUCCAUUAGGUCAGGGAGCAAGCACUGUUACCUCCCAGGAGAUCUAAGUGUACGCUUUCUCUGGAAUCCUGGCCACUGCCAUUUUCUGCCAGUUCAUUACAGUCCAGCUCCUUCCCAGCAGUGCACCUUCACUUUUGGAAGUGAAGACAUGACUCCUAGGAGAACUGAACUUACAGGAAUACUAGAAAUGGCUGUAGCUGCUGCUGGACAGGGGGUGUGGGCCUUGGAUCUAACAUCUAUACAGUAGUCCUCUCUCUGCAGCUCUCACCAGUCGUUACCGUUUCUAAAGAGCUUUCUAAGACUUGCUUACCAAACAAAUCAAAGAAACUUCACUACUCUUAAAUUGAGAUGAUGCCAUCCAUAGGCAAAGGUUUGUAUAUUAAAUCACAUUUUAAUUUGGUAAUUCUUUAUGUCUUAAUGAUUUUUGUCCAUUCAAUUCCAUAUGUCCUUCCCUAUAAAAAUUAAAUAAUGAAAAUUUUUAUUAUAAUAAAACAUUUGUAACAUUUUAUUAAUUUUAAACUCCACCUUGCAGUCUGGUCAUUCAUGAGGGCCAACCUUGGGGGCUACCUAGGAAAAAGGACAUUACUAAGUAAAUUAUUGUCAGCUUCACCACAUUAUUUAGAAAAGUUUGAUUAGCAUGUAAAGAACUGGGAUGGGGACACGUGCUUUAGAGGCUGUGUAGUUACAGAAAGAAACCAUCAGCCAUGUUUUGUUAACUAUAGUAAGUUCACACAAACUCUUCAAGAUAACCCCUGUCCUUAUAGUCUGCAUGCAAAGGUUUUACUCCUUUUCCUACAGACUGUCAGUGUGUUUUAAUUGAUAAAAGCAAAUAACUGGCAUAAAACCUUUCAGAUAUAAUUUAUACAAAGAGUAAGUUUAAGAACAAAUUCUAAAAAAAAAAAAAAAUUUCCAGGUAGGUUUCUUUUGUUUUUGUUGUUGGUGGAACUGGGUUUGAACUUAGGGCUUUGCACUACAAAGCAGGCAUUCCACCACUUGAGCCACACCUCUGUCCAUUUUGCUCUGGUUAUUUUGGAGAUGGGAGUCUCAUGAACUAUGUGCCCUGCUGGUCGUGAAUCUUACCUCUCCUGAUCUCAUUCUGCCAAGUAACUCAGGUUGCUGGCACAAGCCAUCAGCAGCUGGUUUCUAGGUAUUCCUUGAUGGGUAUGUAUAGCAAUGUUUUAGAGUUUAUUUCACCUCUACUCAGAAAAGUAUUUGUUUGGUUUCAAAACCAGAGUCUUGCUAUGUUGCCCAGGCUGGCCUCCAACUCCUGAUCUCAAAUAAUACUCCUGCUGGAUGCACAUGCCAGCUAAAAGAUAAGUUUUUUAUUCAGUUGUCUCAAAUUUUUAGAUUCAUCUGCUUAAGAAUUGUUUGUUAAAAGUAUACACACAUAGCAUAAAAAUCUUUGUGAUU
Molecule: messenger RNA, 5913 nt
Organism: Castor canadensis (American beaver)
Lineage: Eukaryota; Metazoa; Chordata; Mammalia; Rodentia; Castoridae
Gene: Tmod3
Product: tropomodulin 3
Biological process (GO): myofibril assembly; actin filament organization; muscle contraction
Cellular component (GO): cytoskeleton; striated muscle thin filament; myofibril
Molecular function (GO): tropomyosin binding
Source: RefSeq, a predicted model, not a curated record